This is a messenger RNA of Lates calcarifer (barramundi perch), 3977 nucleotides long. RefSeq names its product ST6 (alpha-N-acetyl-neuraminyl-2,3-beta-galactosyl-1,3)-N-acetylgalactosaminide alpha-2,6-sialyltransferase (gene st6galnac). Gene Ontology annotation, molecular function: sialyltransferase activity. NCBI's taxonomy places the organism in Eukaryota, Metazoa, Chordata, Actinopteri, Centropomidae. The record is from RefSeq and is a predicted model, not a curated record.
UGGUGUGUGCUGAAACGUGUCUCCCCUUUCAGCGUAUUUCCUUUCUUUUCACAGAGGAAACCAAACCUGGAGAAGCACACCGACUAUUGACUCUCACUUGGCUUGGAGGGCCCAGCAGAGUAACUGGCUGCUGCGGGGCUGGAUAGAUGGAUGGAAGUGGGUGCUGAGGCUGGCAGUGCAGUCACUCCACACCAGAUGAGCAGCAGAGCUCUCCUAACUUAGAGGAAUAUGUUGAUAUUACCACCAUCAUGAAGGAAAGACUGAGACCACAGAACACCGAUGGUGUCCUAAUGUUGUGUUGAGAGAAGCCCAGAGUGGAGCCCAGAUCCUGUUGUGGGCAUAUUAAAUCCCCCACCAUCACGACACCCCGCCUUCCCUCCUCUGGUCGACCGGGAAACAGACAGAAAACUGUCCUGAGCGGGACAGCAUCCUCGUCUGCCUCGUCUGCCUCCUCGGCCUCCGUCCUCCGCCUCCUCAUGUUCCUUCGGGCGGAGCGGAGGGCAGGGCGAGCACGAACAGCCUGCCGGCCGUGGCCACAUGCUCCGUGACGGGGGGAUGGCGCUCCAGAGGAGGCUGGUUGCUGGCAUGCUGACCAUCAUCUUCCUGCUGUGUGUCUACAUCCUGUGUGGGAACCUGGUGACUCAGUCCGGGUCCUCGCCUCCUCCGAAGCCUUCGCAAGGCCUCACAAAGGGGACGGGCAGCGGCUCACGAGACUCCGAGGAGCCUCUUGACAGAAAGAGCAACAGUGACCAGUGGAGCCAACCGCCCCCUGCAUCCACCUUUCACCCAGAGCUCUCCUCUGAAACAGUUCUGCACGGACACACACGAGCCACACACACUCCAACUUUAAAGACUCAAACAUCCACAACUGCUGAGCAGCCAAAACUGGCAGAGUUGAAAGUCCUGGAUGUCUCAAAGUCCAGCUAUGAUGGUGUGGGUGUAACCAGGACCAGUACCAAAGGCCCCGCACUGCAGCCUCAGCAGUCCACGCAGGCAACCAGACCAACAGAGCCUCCCUUCAUCGGAGAUGCUUACAUGAGUGAAGACAUCACUCCACAAACAGACUGCCCGGACAGCAUCAGAAGUCAAGUUGCAAAAACUGACUUCGGGGGACAGUUUCUGAAAAAUAUUCCAGUGCUGCAGUGGGCCAAACAUGUAACUCCUGAACAACACCAGCGCCUGAGGAAGUACCCAGGAGCACACGGCUGGGGAGGGAUCGAUUACAAAACACUGGUGGAGACUCUCUCAGUCCUCAACUCCUCUGCUAACUGGCAGAUGUUGGACGACUGGAGGGAUCGCAGCGAUAAAUCAAAGUGUAUCCGCUGUGCUGUGGUGGGCAAUGGAGGGAUACUGAAGGAAUCAAAGAAAGGGAAGGAGAUAGACAGUCAUCACUAUGUCUUCAGGACCAAUGGGGCGAUCAUUAAGGGCUUUGAGCAGGAUGUGGGGUCUCGGACCACCCACUACACUUUCUCCACCAACACACUGAUGAACUCCAUGAGGAGCUACGCGGGACUCGGGUAUAAAGGACCGCCUCAGUCUAAGGAAACACGGUAUGUCUUUCUGCCUGAUCAUGAUCGGGAUUACCUGCUGAUGAAGGCUGCAGCGACACACACUCAAGUAGAGAGAGGGCCUGAGCGAGCCAAAGAUCCAUCCAAGUACUUUGGAGAGGACGUGUCAGCAGAGAAGCUGAAGAUGUAUCACCCCGAUUUCGUCCGUUAUCUCAGAAACAGAUUCCUCCGGUCUAGCGCUCUAAAAACCAAAUAUAAGGACAUUUAUCGUCCGUCAACGGGAGCUGUGAUGUUGCUGGCUGCGCUGCACACCUGCGACCAGGUGAAUGCAUACGGCUUCAUGACCCCAGACUAUAAGAGCUACUCUGACCACUACUACGACAGCAGCUACCACCCAGUGGGCUUCUUCAUAAACCACGACCUGCAUAUGGAAAUGACUUUGUGGCAGCAGCUGCACCAGGCGGGCCUCAUACAACUAUACAUGCACACGUGAUUUGAGGUCGGCUGAAUGACGUCAGCCUGUCUGCACACAAGUUACCAGCAUGAUCAUGAAGAGACUGGAAGUCCAAACACAGCCAACCCUGCCUUUUUUUUUUUUUUUUUUUAUAAAUGACUCUUUGAACUGAGCAGAACAAAAAAUGUAGCAGAGGUUUUCUUUUUAUGAACAAAAUAAGGAUUCUUAUUUUUAAAUGACAACUGCUGUGUUGUUCAAGAAGCAGAUUUAAUUUUAUUUAGCAAAAAGAAACCAUUUCAUUAUUCCAGAAAGCAUGGUUUGGUGAUUUGUAGGUUAAAUAGAUUUAGCUAUGGUAUCAGUGUGGCUGUAAGAAGACCACUGUUUCUAGUGUCAACUCCUUUGGUCUGGACUGAAAUAUUAUGAAAACAAUCCAACACAUUGCCAUUAAAUGUUGUAUCAAGGUCCCCAGAGAUUAUUCUAUCAACUUUUGAACUAGCGCCACCAUCAGGUCAAACACCUUUAUGACCAAAGACCUACAAAACUCACAACAUUCCCAUUAGGCCCAUCUUUUGCAAAAGAUAAGCUAAUGUUAGCAUGGUAAUACACUAAACUAAGACACUAAAACAGUAAACAUUUUAUCUGCUGAGCAACGGCUCAUCAACAUUAUGUUUUAUUAUGUAGGUUGAAGCACUGCUGCAAUGUAUUGUUGAGCAGCUGAAUAGGAAAUUUUUUAUAUCAACCCUUGUAUUUUAAUUCAGAGUCAGAGAUAUUGGGAAUCUCUGACAAUGACAAUAUCUCCUGCACUGUCAACAAACCACUGGCUAAAAUGGCUGCAAACCGGCUGGUCUAAAGUGAAAUUCAAUAUUAACACUAAUGUAACUGAUUCAGGAGCUGUACACAGUCUUUUCAUAUUUGGUGUUUUUUGUUUAAUGUUAAUUUAUUCUUGUUAAUUUCCACAGCAAAUUUUUUUAUUGAUUUUUAUUUAUGCUGCUGAGAAUCACCCCCACCCCAGUUUAUCUCAGUUUCAGACUAGACUUCUUAUGAUCUGCAAGUCACCCAAACCAUGUUCACUGCACUUGUACUAUCGUACAAUCAGUCUCUGGUUGAAUUAAAGUGGACUUGUUACUGUGUGGUACAGUGAGUUGAGGAAGGACAAGACUGCAGCUGAGUUGGCCACUUGCUUAAAAUAUCCUGUCUCCCCACCCUAAAUAGAUGGUUAGAGCACUGCUGGCAGUGGCCAAGGUCUAUUCUGACAUUUACUCACAUUAUGUUCUUUCUCUGAGUCUGUCUAUAUGUCUGUCUGUGUGUGAUUUACUGUGGAGGCUAAAGAACCCUCACUGAAUGUGGCUAUAAAGCUCAAUGGGAUAAAUAUUUGAACCUGAAAUUGUGUUUACUUUAAGGGACUUAGCUUAUUUUUUCUUUGGUCUUAUAUCUCUUUAGCACAUAAGUGUACUCUGUUAAACGAGGUGCUACACUGAUGAUAAAAACACUGUGUAGGCUCUACAGGAUUUUCAGUGCCUUUAAUGUGAAUCAUUAGCUUGGAUGGAACGUUGUGACUGAGGUGGACAUUUGUGAUUCAGGACGUCUCCACAACAACAAGAACAAGGACGUCAGUGGCCUUUUCUCUAUGUUUGGAUUUCUAGACCGUCACCAAGGACUUGUCUCUAGGAAUCUGCUCGUUCAUCCACCACACCUGGACUCCUCUCUGAGCCGUGACAGUGAAGGGUCUAAGUUCAGUGAGGUUUACUGUAGCCUCUCAUGAAUCAUCAGUGACAACAUACUGCAGGUCUGAGAUGGAAGGAAGACACAAGAAACCAAAGACACAUUGUAAAUCAGGGAAUAUUUCAAAUGUACUUUGUAUGUGGAACAAAUUCAACCUAACUGAUCCAGUCUUCUGGAAUAGUGGGUCAUAUUUUUACAAUGUGUGACGGGAGGAAGGGGAGACCUUUAUAGUGCAAUUUCUGACUCUGAUUUUGACCUUUUUAAAAUCUGCAUAAAAUGAAACUGUGAUUUUA